CACGAUGAUAUAAACAAACCUGCCUCUGGACAUGUCAUGGCUUAAAAUAGAUGUUCAUAUAUCAGCCUUUCUACAGCAGCAGCAGCGGCAGCAACAAGAGCUGCAGCAGUAGGAAGACAUGGCCGACUGGAUCUGACUAGAAAACUCACCCUGAGCUGAGAAAUCACAGCCUGCACAAAGCCGCUGAAAACAGCUGGCCAGCGCGGAGCCGCUGACGGGAACGGAGCUGAGAGGACGGGACUGUGGGUGACGGCAGCUGCAGCGUUAUCACCCACAGGGAUGCAUCGGGGGUCUCGGGAGCUCCAAUGGCGUUUAUGUCCAGGUUCUCCAGAAGCAGCUCCAGGUCACCCAGCCGGGGGUCUCAGGAAGAUGCCAGCAACCACCCCAUCCUCAGUGUCUUUGAGCUGGAGAGGCUGCUGUACACGGGGAAGACAGCCUGUAACCAUGCAGAUGAGGUCUGGCCAGGACUCUACCUGGGAGACCAAGAUAUAGCAGCCAAUCGGCGUGAGCUGGCCCGCCUGCGCAUCACCCACAUCCUCAAUGCGUCGCACAGCAAAUGGAGAGGGGGUGCUGAGUACUAUGAAGGCACCGGCAUCCGCUACCUAGGCAUUGAGGCCCACGACUCGCCCAGCUUCGACAUGAGUCCCUACUUCUACCCCUCAGCUGACUUCAUCCACCAGGCGCUGAGCGAGAGAGGAGGAAGGAUCCUCGUCCACUGUGCCGUCGGGGUGAGCCGUUCAGCCACCUUGGUCCUCGCCUACCUCAUGAUCCGCCACCGUAUGACCCUGGUGGAAGCCAUAAAGACUGUCAAGGACCACCGCGGCAUCAUCCCCAACCGGGGCUUCCUGCACCAGCUGGUCUCCCUGGACAACUCCCUGAGGCUGAAGCGGCGAGCAUGAGUGGGCAGGGGAGGGGGCGCUGUUCAGUGUCCGGCACUCAGCCCAGCCCUACUGCCAGCUGAGCAGCAGACACAGGGCUUUCAUCAUGGGGCAGGCGCUUGGCAGGCACAGCUGGGCUCCCUUGGGUCCUCAAGGAGUGGAAGCUAUUCAGAGGGGCCCCCAACCUGCAGCUCUGUCGUCUGUGGAGGCCUAACAUGCAGCCUCCUUCCAGGCUGCAAGACUUAGAGGUGCACCCCACAGGGACUAUUAUCCCAUGUCUCGGGCUUCUCUUCCCCUCACCCUGCUGGCUCUGGGAAGCCCAAAUGGGUUGGUUCUGCCAGCGGGCACACCCAGGCAGCAAGCCAGCCCUGCCUGUCAUUCCUACGAGAUCCAAGCUGCGUACAUUUCUUGGUGGCAAUGAGAAUUAGGCAAGGCCCAUGGUGUCGUAGACUUGGGGUGCCCUCAGUGUAAAACAUUUACCUGUAAGAAUAAAGUUACUGCAGAGGAAAAACA
Messenger RNA from Chelonia mydas (Green sea turtle), 1391 nucleotides. RefSeq names its product dual specificity phosphatase 26 (gene DUSP26). Lineage: Eukaryota; Metazoa; Chordata; Testudines; Cheloniidae. The transcript is spliced from 5 exons. Bases 306 to 899 code for a protein of 197 amino acids. The record is from RefSeq and is a predicted model, not a curated record. Gene Ontology annotation, cellular component: cytoplasm. Gene Ontology annotation, molecular function: protein tyrosine/serine/threonine phosphatase activity; MAP kinase phosphatase activity. Gene Ontology annotation, biological process: negative regulation of MAPK cascade; protein dephosphorylation.